Dovyalis caffra is the source of this 372-nucleotide messenger RNA. The record is from the annotation of a GenBank genome assembly. NCBI's taxonomy places the organism in Eukaryota, Viridiplantae, Streptophyta, Magnoliopsida, Malpighiales, Salicaceae.
AUGGCAUGUGGCAUUCCCCACUACAGCUCAACUCCUAUACUUGAUUUGGACUUAGUUGGAUUUUAUGAAGCCAAAACAGUGUGCUCAGGUCGAGAGAAAAUUAAAAUGAGUUCAGCAAGUAGAGCUUGGUUGGUGGCAGCUGCUAUUGGAGGUGUUGAGGCCUUGAAAGACCAAGGCUUCUGUAGGUGGAACUACGCAUUGAGAUCACUACACCAACAUGCCAAGAACCAUGUCAGAUCAGUCUCUCAGGCCAAGAAGCUUUCCUCUUCAUCUUCUGCAAUGAUUUCAAGUAAAGCCAAGGAAGAGAAGGCAAAGCAAUCAGAGGAGUCUUUAAGAAAAGUCAUGUAUUUGAGCAGUUGGGGUCCUUAUUAA